AUGGCGGCGGCGGUGGGCGUUUCGGCGGCAGCUUCGGCCAUGGCGGCGGCGGAUUCGGCCAUGGCGGCGGCGGCUUCGGCCAUGGCGGCUUCGGCGGCGGCGGCUUCGGCCAUGGCGGCGGAUUUGGCGGCGGCUUCGGAGGCAGGGGCGGCUACCACGGCUAAGGCAACAGGCCCGACCACACGCCCACGGCUCCGGCGCGGCCCUACUGACGAAGGCUGCGGCGGCGGGGACGGCAGUGGAGUGGAUUAUGAUUACGGUGAAUGUGGGACUUUCGUGACCAAUAAAACAACCUGCAGGUGUCUCGUUGUGUUAUUUAUCUGUCUUAUUAGUGGCCGUGAAGGGCUAGAGGAGGCGGUGAAGGAGGUCACCUGA
Molecule: messenger RNA, 375 nt
Organism: Eriocheir sinensis (Chinese mitten crab)
Lineage: Eukaryota; Metazoa; Arthropoda; Malacostraca; Decapoda; Varunidae
Product: ice-structuring protein 4-like
Exons: 3
Coding region: 1-375 (124 amino acids)
Source: RefSeq, a predicted model, not a curated record